Colletotrichum truncatum is the source of this 3564-nucleotide messenger RNA. RefSeq lists its product as uncharacterized. Lineage: Eukaryota; Fungi; Ascomycota; Sordariomycetes; Glomerellales; Glomerellaceae. Gene Ontology annotation, molecular function: RNA binding. The record is from RefSeq and is a predicted model, not a curated record. Gene Ontology annotation, biological process: nuclear-transcribed mRNA catabolic process, deadenylation-dependent decay.
AUGUCAACUAGAUCCGAUCACUUGGCUAUUGGUUACCCGCCCCAAUCUGCCACACAGCCCCAGUCGACUUCUCCAUCCACAAACAACACAUCCCCCAUUGAUUCUGCCGCUGGUUCCUCGGUCAGAUCUCCGUUCGGCCUGCCAGGCAGUUUGAACCACACCAGCAAGAUGGCUAGCACUUCGCGAUCAGGGACUGGCUCUCCGUCGCACGAGAUGCCCGGUUCCAGCAGGCUGUUCUCCAAGAGAGCCCGGGAAAUCCAAGCUCAGGAAGGCGUCCCAGGACUGCCGUUAAAUCCUUGGGGUGGUCCGCCCACCAGCGGCAACUCCACGCCUCUCCGCGAGAACAUCCCCGAAUCACCAACCGAUGGCUUCCCCGACUUUGCUCAGCUCCCUACACCUGAUUCUCUGCCUCAGGCGAGACGCGCUCGUGCAGGUACCGUUCCUUCGCGGUUCUCGCCCGGUGGUGUGGGCAACGGCCUGCUCAGCGUCCCCGCGAUGGCUCCCAAGUCAUCCCGACCGACGCCCUCCCACAGCCCUUUCAAGUCCUCAUCUCCCGGCCUCGAGCCGACCGAAACUGCGUCCAAUAACUCGGCGCUGCUUUCACGUCUUCGUGCAGGAUCGAUGCCUCAGCGCAGCCCUUUCGCGCAGAUUCCAGGCACCAGCUCACCCUUCGGACCCUCCAUUUUCAGCAGCUGGAACCCCACCGGAACCGGUCGUGACCGCGGAAUGACACUUGCCAGCAUUGCGAGCAUUGGCUCUACUAACGGCCCAAGCUCGCCAACACAGUCUCAGAUCUCCAGAGAAGGUGGCGGAGAGAGUGAUGUCCAUAUGAGGACGCUUGAUUACCUUGGACUGGCGGAGACCCCACAGCCCCCUCGCGCGCAGUUGGCGACUCCGUACAUCCCAAGCUUCAACGGUUUUACUAAGGCUAACCGUUUCCGUUCGUACUCUGUUAACAACAAGGACAAGUACGCCGACGAAGAGGAGGAUGACUUUGAGGACAACAUGACUCUUGAAAGCCAGUAUGUUGCCCAUCUUCAGGACCAGCUCGCGGCCACGAACGCAGCGAUUCACAGCCACAACUUGGCCGUGCAAGCGUUCGCUAGUCAAGCGACUCGUCCCCGAGCUCGCACUGCUGGUGUUCUUGACACUCCUGGAUCCCGACUUAUGCGCACCUAUCUCUCUGGCAACGUCGGUAUGGGCAACGCUGUCCCUCCCGCCGAGAUCCGUCUGCCAGAUGAGAAAGAAUUUGACGACUUGCCUCAGGCUGUUGCUGCUAUGAACCUUGGACGGUCAAGCAGCCGCAACGCAAAUUUGCUCAAUGCCGAAGACCAAGGCCUCGAGGGGCCCACGAGCGCGCUCUGGCUAGGCAGCAUUCCUACAUCUACCACCACGUCGACUCUGACCGAGAUGUUCAAGUCGUAUGGUCCUAUUCUGUCUGCUCGUGUCCUUACACACAAGAACUGCGGCUUCGUGAAUUUUGAGCGCAUGGAGAGUGCCAUCACUGCCAAGGCUAGCAUGAACGGCAAGGAAAUCUUUCCUGGAGCUGGCCCAAUCCGCAUCAACUUUGCCAAGCCUCCGUCUGCCUCAAACACUCCUGGCCACGAUGGUGUCUUCCCAUCUCCCAGCCCCGACCCUUUUGCGAAGAACCAGGACAGCGUAUCUGGCGGCGCCUCCGGUGCUGCCGCUGACAAUGCCCCCGCGGCCGCCCAGCCGGCGAACGCUGCUCCAACCGUCCCCCCUCUGCCCGAGAUGACGAGCGACAUCAUGCGCAUCGUGAAGCAGUUCCAGGCCUCUGACGAUGAUUCCGCCAAAAUCUCCCAAAGUCUCCAAUCUGCCAUCCAAUUCACCAACUUCAUUGAUGAGAUCCCUCCCAUCCGGGAGCCCGCCCACACACGUGUUCACGACGCCCCGAGACUCAGGGACAUCAGGAAGCGAAUCGACAACCAGAGCUUGUCCCAGGCCGAGAUCGAAACUACUGCUCUUGACAUGCUACCCGAAAUUGCUGAGCUGUCCUCGGACUACCUCGGUAACACCGUCGUGCAGAAGCUCUUCGAGCACUGCUCCGAUGACCUCCGGGAUGCUAUGCUUGCUGAGAUUGCACCUCAUAUGGCAGAAAUUGGUGUGCACAAGAACGGUACCUGGGCUGCCCAGAAAAUCAUUGACGUCUGCAAGACUCCUCACCAGAUGUCCUUGAUCGUAGAGCACCUGCGACCCUAUACCAUCCCGCUUUUCCUGGACCAGUACGGCAACUAUGUUCUCCAAGGAUGUCUCAAGUUCGGCUCACCCUACAAUGAUUUCAUCUUCGAGACCAUGCUUAGCCGUAUGUGGGAGGUUUCUCAGGGUCGCUAUGGUGCUCGCGCCAUGCGCGCCUGCUUGGAGAGCCACCAUGCUACCAAGGAGCAGCAGCGCAUGCUCGCUGCCGCCAUUGCCCUGCACAGUGUACAACUUGCGACCAAUGCUAACGGAGCCUUGCUUCUGACCUGGUUUUUGGACACCUGCACGUUCCCUCAGCGCCGGACUGUUUUGUCACCACAGCUCGUUCCCUGUCUGGUCCACUUGUGCACGCACAAGGUCGCGUACCUCACGGUGUUGAAGGUUAUUAAUCAAAAGGCCGAGCCCGAGGCACGGGAUACGAUCCUCAAGGCUCUAUUCUUCACACCCAAUGACCAGGUUCUUGAGGCGAUCUUGAGUGAUCAUGCCUGCGGUGCGACCCUGAUUUUCAAGGUCCUCACUACGCCCUUUUUCGAUGAGAGCAUCCGCAGCCAGGUUGUCGAGAACGUAAAGAACGUAUUGGUUCGUAUCAAGGCUCAGCCGGGCCAAGGCUACAAGCGCCUGAUGGACGAGGUUGGCCUGUCUACCCGCAACAGCGGCGGAGGUGCCCGCGACCAUGGACACGGAAGCAACAACAACAACAACAGCAGCAGCAACAACAAUGAGCCGCGACAGCGACCGGCCUCUCGCCAGGCCAACAUGAACAGCCACCACCAGCAGGGGGCUCACAUGAACAAGCAGCAAUUCUACAACCCGCUGAACGCGCCUGUCAAUGCGCCCAACUAUGAGUUGGGCUUUGGCGGUCAACGCAAUGAGCCUGCUGACUCCAACAUGCCGCCCUUCCCUCCGUAUGGUGCGCAGAACUCAUUGUACAACCCGUCGAACUCACCGAUGCCGACUCCUGCCAACUUGCAACAGUUGCAAUACCAGCAGAACAUGCUGAACCGCGCCACGCCACCCAUCAACAAUUUUUUCCCCCAGAUGCAGGCAGGCUUUGGCGGCUACAACAGCCCGAGUCCGUCAAUCGACCAGUACCGUAGCCAGAACUUGGCCAAUGGCAGCCCCAUCCAGCCGCCGACCCAACUUCCUCAGAUGCCUCCCGGUCAGGCACCGUACGCACCUCCUGGAUUUGGUAUGAACAUGGGCAUGGGAGGGUUCGGCUAUGGCAACAUGGGUGGCGGUGGUGGCAUGCAGAACAUGGGAUACAUGCAACAGGAGCAGGUCAAUGGAAGACGUGGCCGAGUAGGUCAACCCCUGCCUACCCCCAUUGGUGUCAAGAGACAUCACUAA